This is a messenger RNA of Pelodiscus sinensis (Chinese soft-shelled turtle), 1937 nucleotides long. RefSeq lists its product as uncharacterized. Lineage: Eukaryota; Metazoa; Chordata; Testudines; Trionychidae. The record is from RefSeq and is a predicted model, not a curated record. Gene Ontology annotation, molecular function: lipid binding.
GGGCACUGAUUGGGCACUCGGCGAGCAGCGGUUUCUAUUUAAGUGAGCGUGCCAGUCAGUGCCGGGCGCCUGCUGGGUUCUGACGGGAGGCGGCGGCUUUGGGCAGUUGCACCUGCCAUCUGUCGGCUGUUGAGCCCGCCGAGCUGUGCAUGGAGCAAUGGGCAAGGAGGAGGGAGGAAGUCCAGUGACCGAGAUGUAAUUCGGUGAUACCGGGAGGCCUCAAACAGGAACGGGAAAAUAAACCGGGACCAGGACUGAAGAUGAUGAAGGUUUGGGGCCUUGUUCUCUGUGGCCUGCUGAUGCCAUUGCAAGUUUCGGGCGUGGGGCGCGUGACUAUCCCGCAACCGUCCUAUGACAAGGCGUGUGAAGAUUACGUCUCCAGCUUCUUCAGGUCGGAAAUGGAGAAACUCCGAUUCCCAGGAUUAACAAUUACCCUGAUUACUAUCAAUGGGUUGCAUGUGGCGAAAGUUACCGUGCUUCCCGUGAAAUCCGAGUACGUUCCUGGACUUGGGAUCAAGAUGGGAAUUUCCGCUAAUGUCAAAAUCCUUGGCAAUUGCUGGUCUAUCCUCUUGUCGGGCCUGGCCACUAUCAACGUGCGCGUGGACUGUACUGCCCUCAUUCUGCUGCCUAACUAUGUGCCGCUUAGCACCAGCGUUGCCGUCCGGGACUGUCGAUGUACGGUGGCUCUCCUGGACAUCAAUAUCAGCUUGCUGGAUAUCCGUGCGAGCGUGACAACCAGCCUAGGGAACAACAUCGUGAUGGCGUUGAAAGUCAAGACCCCGGUGAUCCUGGCGGCCUGCGUGUCCUUCGGGCACUCCAAGCUGCUGAGCCAGAUCAACUGUGUGCUCCCGUUUGAGAAGGGAAAGCUCAUGUAUGUGGCCCAAACACCCACAGUAACUAAGCGGUUAAUUGAAAUUCCGGUCAAGACGGAGUACCUGGCCGACAGCGGGAAGAAAAUCCCCAUCCCGCCCCUCCCCAAGGGUUUUGUGAUGUUACCGGAGCUGAACGUGACAGCGGGGGCCAUCGGCGAGAACGUCUUCACGGCUGUCCUCGGCUACAAAAUCUUCAAGAAACCUCACUCCUUCCCUUGCACCACUCACACGUUCCGUGACGCGCUGUCCCUGGAGCAGGUGGUCUCUGAAGUGAUUGUUUCCAAGUGCCCCUCCUGCACCCCGGUCUCGUCUUCCCUGGUCAUCGUCACCAAGCUGCUCAAACCCCUGAAGGUGUCUCUGGACGUGAACCUGUGCAUCAUGAAUAUCUCCCUUCGCCUGGAGAUAAUGGACAAAAAGGGAAGCAAGAAACCUCUGAACCUCAUUGCCUUGCAAGUGGACCUGGGUUUGACUGCCAUUCUGCAGCUGGUGGAAGGGAAGGUGCACUUCAUAGCCUCCGUGAACAGAGUGUAUUUCAAGCUGCUGUCCUCAGUCCUUGGCACUGUGAACAUUGUGCGUCUCCACGCGCCCCUGAGAGCUUUCGUCCAGGCAGUCCUACUCAAGGAGAUCAAUUUGAACCUCCACUUAGGAAAAAUCCCGAUCCUCCAAGCGCCAGGACUGACUCCCGGCAUGGCCCAUUGCCACCCUUCUAAGCGCUGCCUCGUGUGCCACAACAGAGUCCCUAAGAAGGGGUGAUGUGCCCAGCUCUGACUCUCCUCCCCCCGGAUGAGGAAGGAGGAAAGGGGGCACCAUGGGGAGUUUUCAGUCAUGUUCUUCGGUCCAAACUUUUGAUUCAAGCUUUUUACUCGGGAGAAAAACCUGCUACAUGUGCUGGAGAAGUGCAGCGGAUCUGACAGGCACCUUGUUACAGAAGAAAUAUUUUUGGGUUUCCUGUUUUUCAGAUCAAAUCUAUCUUGAGCAACACGUUUUGGGGAGGGUCUGGGGCACAUGGUUAUUGUGUAGUCACUUUCCUUUGGUUACUCUGUUAAUAAACCAUUCUGCUUAGCA